Messenger RNA from Vicia faba (fava bean), 948 nucleotides. NCBI's taxonomy places the organism in Eukaryota, Viridiplantae, Streptophyta, Magnoliopsida, Fabales, Fabaceae. The record is from the annotation of a GenBank genome assembly.
AUGGAGAAAUCAGGUGGUAUAGGAGUAGUUUUGUCGGCGAAAGAGGCAUUUGAGAAGCUAGAGAAAGUUGGAGAAGGGACUUAUGGGAAGGUGUACAGAGCAAGAGAGAAAGCUACUGGGAAGAUCGUUGCGCUGAAGAAGACUCGUCUUCAUGAGGACGAUGAAGGGGUUCCUCCUACUACUCUUCGUGAGGUUUCCAUUUUGCGAAUGCUCUCUCGCGAUCCACAUGUUGUUAGGUUAUUGGAUGUGAAACAAGGACAGAAUAAGGAAGGGAAGACUGUGCUCUACUUGGUUUUCGAGUACAUGGAUACUGAUCUCAAGAAAUUCAUCCGGACUUUUCGCCAAACUGGAGAAAACAUCCCAUCCCCAACCAUCAAAAGCCUGAUGUACCAACUUUGCAAGGGCGUUGCUUUCUGCCACGGCCAUGGAAUCUUGCACAGGGACUUGAAACCUCACAAUCUGUUGAUGGACCGGAAAACAACUAUGCUCAAAAUUGCUGAUCUUGGACUUGCCAGAGCAUUUACUGUGCCACUUAAGAAGUACACUCAUGAGAUUCUAACUUUGUGGUACAGAGCUCCUGAAGUCCUUUUGGGGGCUACCCAUUACUCAAUGGCUGUGGAUAUAUGGUCUGUUGCGUGCAUAUUCGUUGAACUUGUCACCAAGCAAGCACUAUUUCCUGGUGAUUCUGAGCUGCAACAACUCCUCCAUAUAUUCAGGCUGUUGGGGACUCCUAAUGAAGAGGUGUGGCCAGGUGUUAGUAAACUAAUGAACUGGCAUGAGUACCCUCAGUGGAGCCCUCAAAGUCUUGCAAAGGCUGUUCCCAAUUUGGAUGAGGCUGGACUGGAUCUACUCUCUCAAAUGCUUAAGUAUGAACCUUCCAAGAGGAUUUCGGCAAAGAAAGCUAUGGAGCACCCUUACUUUGAUGACCUGAACAAAACCAAUCUUUAG